AGUGGGUGAGACCAGUAACAGACACUGGUUUGUAAGCUUGGACUAUGACUUAAAAGCUUCAGAAAAUAGACUGCAGUCACAGAGUAAUACCACAGACUGAACAUGGCCGUGUUUGGGAGGUUUGCUGGAGGAGUUUGCUCGUUUUUCCGCAGUCGUGUUAAAUUAACCGGACUCUUCCCUCCUCAGCAGUGCUCGCUGCCUGACAGCAGGAGUGUCUCUGAGAGGAGGAACUGGUUUGUCCGAGGGUUUAGUGUUGUGCUGAAUGGAGACUCUGCUGAAGUGGACAGAAGUCACCUGGAAGGUGAAAACCAGGGCAUUGUGGAGGUUCUGAUGUGUCGAGAGCAGGCACGGAACUCUCUGGGUCGUGUGUUUGUGGCUCAAAUGCGAGAGUUGGUGUCAGGUCUGCACCAUGAUGCAGCUGUGCGUGUUGUGAUCUUUAGGAGUCUGGUGCCUGGAGUCUUUUGUGCAGGGGCUGAUCUAAAGGAGAGAGCACAGAUGAGCAACUCGGAGGCUGAGCAGUUUGUGCAUGGACUCCGUUCACUAAUGAACGAGAUAGCGGCGUUGCCCAUGCCAACCAUCGCUGCCGUGGACGGCUUCGCUCUGGGUGGUGGGCUGGAACUGGCGCUGGCGUGUGACCUCCGUACUGCAGCAUACACUGCUCAGAUGGGCCUGAUUGAGACCACACGGGGACUGCUUCCAGGGGCGGGAGGCAGUCAGCGUUUGCCACGGGCAGUGGGAUUCGCUGUGGCAAAGGAGCUGAUCUUUACUGGGAGGCGUGUGGGGGGCGAGCAGGCGCUACACCUGGGAUUAGUGAACCGUGCCGUUCCACAAAACCAGAGCGGAGAUGCAGCUCACAGAGAGGCUCUGAUCCUGGCACAGGAAAUCCUGCCUCAGGCUCCGUUCGCAGUGCGGAUGGCCAAGGAAGCCAUGAACCGAGGAAUAGAGGUGGACAUCGCUUCAGGAAUGGCCAUCGAGGGGAUGUGCUAUGCCCGGGUUAUUCCAACACAAGACAGGCAGGAGGGAAUGGCAGCUUUUCUAGAGAAAAGGCAACCCAGAUACACUGGAGAAUAAACAGACGCAGAUCACACACAGGCAACUGAAA
This is a messenger RNA of Neoarius graeffei (lesser salmon catfish), 1102 nucleotides long. It is a transcript of the gene echdc2, whose product is annotated as enoyl CoA hydratase domain containing 2. The transcript has 9 exons. Gene Ontology annotation, cellular component: mitochondrion. Gene Ontology annotation, molecular function: enoyl-CoA hydratase activity. Gene Ontology annotation, biological process: fatty acid beta-oxidation. The record is from RefSeq and is a predicted model, not a curated record. NCBI's taxonomy places the organism in Eukaryota, Metazoa, Chordata, Actinopteri, Siluriformes, Ariidae. The coding region runs from base 103 to 1071 and encodes 322 amino acids.